Molecule: messenger RNA, 1026 nt
Organism: Penicillium chermesinum
Lineage: Eukaryota; Fungi; Ascomycota; Eurotiomycetes; Eurotiales; Aspergillaceae
Exons: 1
Coding region: 1-1026 (341 amino acids)
Source: RefSeq, a predicted model, not a curated record
AUGAUGGUACCACGAGCCUUCGUCUUCGGUUCAACCUCGCCUCGGAAGGCAACCCAACCGUGCCCGUUGAAAGAGAAGGCAGUGUCUCUUCCUGGGCAGCCCCCUGAACCGACCUUCUAUCAUGAGAUGAGUCCCCGGGGCUUGUCAAACACCUCUCCGGUGGGUAUCCCACAACGUCGAAACCCCCACGCCCCAGUGCGCCGGGAUGCUCGCUCUCGCACCUCUUCCAACACCACCCGGUCGAACCGCCGGUCAUCUUCUGCUUCAUCAAAUGACCGACCGGUACCCUCUGCAGUAGCGUCGAUGCUGGAUGCUACUGCCAUUCCAGUUCCAAGACGUACCUGGUCCUCCCGAAGACCUCGGAAGCUUCCGCCAGGCAACCCUAUGGAAGAGUUCAGUCGGAUGAUGCAGGAAGGAGUCAAGUCGAAAGAGGACACAUUUACUGGAACGAGCAACUCUCCAUUGGACUUGCUUCUUAGUCCCCUAGAUGAAGACAAUGAGGAGUACACCGGCAACGAUCCCGAACUGGCCUCGCCGCGUUCUGUGAGAUCAGUGUCGAGUGACUCCAUGCCUUCGCUCGUUCACGACAUUGGAUCGCCCUUGAGUAUCUCCCAGCCGUUGACCCCAGGAAGUCCAAAAACGCCGUCCGAUAGACGACAUUUGCGCUAUUCGACCGUCCUUGACUGCGCUUUGGACCAUCCUCUCCUAGAAACGGAGGUGGAAGAAGGCGAUUUCAUAGACAUACAGGCUCAUGCGGAACCGGAGAUCCAAAACGUACGGCCGACCAAGCGAACGGCGUCAUUUCGAAAUAUCACCAGCUUCCGAUCUUCGUUCAAAUCUAACCUGACGGCAUCGUUGCGGGCCAUCAAAUCCGCCGCUCAGUCCGUUUCCACCUUUGCCACGCCAUCUGUCCAGCCGGAUGAUUUCCUUACUCGUUCUCUGUUUACGAUUACGCCUGAACUUACCGAUGACCGUCGCCCUCCGCCAAUGCAGGACCCCCCAUCCCUGCAUUACGACGAUACCUAA